AUGUCCCAGAAGAAGAAAACGAGGACGGAACAAUUGUCGAAACCUCCUCCGCCACCUCCGACGACGUUCUCUUCGUUACCAAACGACAUCCUUCUCAAUUGUUUGGCUCGUGUCUCGAAACUCUAUCGUCCAACUGUAUCUGUGGUCUCCAAGGAUCUCCGAUCUCUCAUGGUUUCCCCUGAGCUCAAGGCCACGCGAACCUGCAUGGGAACAACAGAGAACAACCUCUGUGUCUGCUUAGACCUGGGCUAUAACAAAGGCACUUGUAGCUGGUUCAAACUUGCACCAAGUCCCAAACAAGAGGUAUUGAAACCCAUCACUUGGUGUCAUUUUCUGUAUCCCAUAUCAUGUUCUGUUCUCUCAGUUGGUUCAGAGCUUUACUUAAUCGGAGGCUACGUUGUUGAUGGGAAGACACGAAAGUAUCAAAAAGCCCCGUUGGUUUUGGAUUGUCGAUAUCCUAAUCAACUUCGUAGACUCCCAACUAUGCGUGUUCGUCGGGUAACUCCAGCCGUUGAUGUAAUUAACGGUAAGAUCUAUGUGGUUGGAGGCUCUGUGUCCAAGAGAACCGCGGAUUGGGGAGAGGUUUAUGACCCAAUGACACAAACUUGGGAGGCAGUAUCCCCUUUCGCUCAAGAACUCUCUAUUCCAAUGCGCAUGGUUCAUGGUAGAAUGGUAAUGGGUGGUAAAGUUUAUUGUAUGGAAGAUGUCUACAAGCUUAGCUUGGUUACGGAUGUGUGCUUGGUAGAGAUAGACAACAUGUUGUACCAAGCACAGAUUUGCAAAGGGAAGUUAGUUUUGCGGUGGAGUAGGGUUAAGGGACUUGAAGCACUGCCGGAACUUACUCACCUUACUUCGCUGGCGAAUUCCGAAGGAGAAAGAAGAAGAACAAGAGUGGCAGUUUGGUGGAAGAAGGAGGUGGUGGCUUGUGUUCGAAGUCGUUCUUGUAGUAAGGAAUGUAAUACGGAGAUUUGGUGUGCAGAGAUUUCGUUUGAGAGACGAGGAGCUGAUCCAGGAGAGCUUUGGGGGUUUGUUGGAUGGUCUAAGAUUGUGUUAACCUUGGACAGAUGUGGCACUCCUUCAAGUUUCCUUUUGGAUUCUGCUAUUGUGACCUAUUGA
Messenger RNA from Capsella rubella, 1116 nucleotides. RefSeq names its product putative F-box/kelch-repeat protein At5g03000. Bases 1 to 1116 code for a protein of 371 amino acids. The transcript has a single exon. Gene Ontology annotation, molecular function: protein binding. The record is from RefSeq and is a predicted model, not a curated record. NCBI's taxonomy places the organism in Eukaryota, Viridiplantae, Streptophyta, Magnoliopsida, Brassicales, Brassicaceae.